Messenger RNA from Nerophis lumbriciformis (worm pipefish), 1608 nucleotides. The record is from RefSeq and is a predicted model, not a curated record. Lineage: Eukaryota; Metazoa; Chordata; Actinopteri; Syngnathiformes; Syngnathidae.
AUGGAAGACGCCAUUAUAUUUCGUAUGAGCGCCUUUUCCGAGCAAGGAGGGAGGAAAUACAUGGAGGAUGUUGUCGAGAUAAGAGUCGAGUACGAGCCGACGUCUGUGGCUAGCGACGACUACACAAAGUCCCACGAAGACGGGGCGGAGAGCGACUCUUCCAAAGCGGGCACCGAAAGCGAGCUCCGGGCUCCGAAUGCGCCUACAAAGACUGGCCCGGUUUCGGCUGUGUGGCUCGAGAGCCUGGACGGCGAAGACACCGGCGACCGCAGCGGCAGCGCGCCGCUAUCGGACCAGAAAGUCGACACUCGGAGGUCCGUGGCGUUUUUCGCCGUCUUCGACGGCCACGGAGGCCGGGAAGCGGCUUAUUUCGCCAGGGAACAUUUGUGGGAUUUAUUAAAGCGACAAAGGGGCUUUUGGUCCAAGGAUCACUCGGAAGUAUGCGCUGCCCUUCGGAGAGGAUUCAUCGCCUGCCACCAUGCAAUGUGGAAACAACUACCAGAGUGGCCUAAAACCAUAACAGGGCUGCCCAGUACAUCCGGCACAACGGCGAGUGUGAUAGUCAUACGCGGAGUUCACAUGUACGUCGCUCACGUGGGCGAUUCGGCAGUAGUGGUUGGAGUGAAGGAAAACGAAUCCAGUAUCACACUUCAAGCGCUCGAAGUCACGCAAGAUCAUAAACCCGAGCUUCCGAAAGAGAAGGAACGGAUCGAGCGACUGGGUGGUAGCGUAAUGAAGAAAUCUGGGGUGAACCGCGUCGUGUGGAAGAGACCCCGACUUACCCACAACGGGCCAGUGAGGAGGAGCACAGUCAUUGACCAGAUCCCUUUCCUGGCAGUGGCGCGAUCGCUUGGUGACUUAUGGAGCUACGACUUCUACAGCGGAGAGUUUGUGGUGUCGCCGGAGCCCGAUACCACCGUGAUGACCCUCGACCCCAAACGACAUCGCUACAUUAUCCUCGGUAGUGACGGUCUGUGGAACAUGAUGCCCCCAAAGGACGCAGUCAAUAUGUGCUACAGCCAUGACAAAAUGGUGGGACCGAAAGGAAUGUCCUGUGCCUGUCGGUUAGGAUGUACCGCACUACUUUUCUGGAAAGAACGUAUGCUUCGUGCAGACAACACAACGGUCAUCGUACUGGCGCUGCAGGAGCGUAGUGGCCCGUCCAUCCCCAUGCAUCGAGAUGAGAUCAUGGUGGACAUGUCGCAGGGAAUUGACCACAUUCCCUUUCCGGGGACUCCGUACAACACGUAUGAGAUUCCCAAGCGGCACGAAGCCGAGAAUGCCUCCUCUCUACUUAAACACCGAUCGAAGAAUCUGGAGCGGGCAUUCGGACUGUACGAAGCGGCUUUCUGCGCCACCGCGCACGUGUCGCCGGACGCCGCGCCGGCCCCUUCGUUCAAAGCCUUCCAAACGCUAGACUCCGAGUCGAAAAGGUCUCAGCGCUCUCCAGACGUCGCGCCCGAAGACGGUCAGUCCCCGGACAAAAGUUUGCCUCAUAAAAGCCCUCGCGGCAAAAGCGAACAAUCGUGCGAAAUUUACAAGCGGGAGACCGACGACUCGGCCGCGCGGCAGAAACGGCAGCACAAGGCCUUCUUGUGCGUGUACUGA